Mizuhopecten yessoensis (Yesso scallop) is the source of this 3353-nucleotide messenger RNA. RefSeq names its product cystathionine gamma-lyase-like. Bases 73 to 1260 code for a protein of 395 amino acids. Lineage: Eukaryota; Metazoa; Mollusca; Bivalvia; Pectinida; Pectinidae. Gene Ontology annotation, molecular function: pyridoxal phosphate binding; cystathionine gamma-lyase activity. The transcript is spliced from 12 exons. Gene Ontology annotation, cellular component: cytoplasm. Gene Ontology annotation, biological process: transsulfuration. The record is from RefSeq and is a predicted model, not a curated record.
AUCACAUUUCAAAGGUGAAGGUCUUUUGCUAUCUCGCGUUGCUCGACGGAACACACCGCACUACACGCCGCAAUGGAAAACUUAAAACCAUUUCAACAUUUUGCUACAAAUGCUAUUCAUGCUGGACAGGAACCAGAACAAUGGGCUUGCAAGGCGGUCGUGCCUAUGAUUUCGAUGUCAACAACAUUCAAACAGGAGGGACCUGGUCAACAUUGUGGAUACGAGUACUCUCGGAGUGGCAACCCUACCCGUAAUUGUUUAGAACAAUGCAUAGCCUCUAUAGAAGGAGCGAAGUAUGGGAUGGUGUUCUCCUCUGGGCUGGCUACCACCACUGCCAUCACUCACCUACUGAAGGUGGGUGAUCACAUCGUCAGCAUGAAUGAUCUCUAUGGCGGCACUAACAGAUACUUCAAGCAAGUGGCGUCCAGGAAUGGAAUUGAAACAUCAUUUGUUGAUUGCACUGUACCAGAGAAAGUUGCGGCUGCAAUCAAACCAAACACUAGGAUGGUGUGGAUGGAGACUCCCACGAACCCCACCAUGCAGCUAGUGGAUAUUGAAGCUGUGGUCAACGUGGUCAAGAAGGUCAAGGCCGCCGACCAAGACAUCUUUGUGGUCGUGGACAACACAUUCAUGUCCUCUUACUUCCAGAGACCGUUAAGCUUAGGAGCUGAUAUCGUGAUGCAUUCCCUGACCAAGUAUAUGAAUGGUCACUCCGAUUCCGUGAUGGGUGCAUUGGCCACUAACAACCAAGUAUAUAGUGAUAGACUCCGAUUCCUGCAAAAUGCAUUUGGACCAGUUCCAUCACCUUUCGAUUGUUACCUGGUAAACAGAGGACUUAAGACACUCCAUGUCAGGAUGAAGGAACACAUGAAAAAUGGUUUAGCUGUAGCACACUUUCUGGAGAAACACCCAUGUGUUGUUAAAGUUAUCCAUCCAGGGCUACCAUCUCACCCUCAGCAUGAACUGGCCAAGAGACAGAUGAGAGGCUUCAGUGGCAUGGUGUCAUUUUACAUUAAGGGAGGUCUGAAUGAGGCUUCAAUCUUUCUCAAAAAACUCAAGGUUUUCACCCUAGCCGAAAGUUUAGGAGGCUUUGAAAGUUUGGCUGAACUUCCCUCUGUGAUGACGCAUGCCUCCGUACCUGCGGAGGAACGGGAACAGUUGGGGAUCACUGACAAUCUUAUCCGCCUAUCCGUAGGCCUAGAGGACGAGGUGGACCUUCUGGAUGACCUUGAUCAGGCUUUGAAAUCAGCAGCGCUGUAGACUUGUAUGGAGCUAUGAGAUGAUAGGAGCCUAGUGAAGGAUGAAUGCUGGACUACAGUAAAAAAAACAAGAUCUUACAAAACAAUUCAUCAACAUUUUCUCUACAGUAAAAAACAGAUUUUACCAAGUAAUCAGCAUUACUGCAGUGUUCAUCCAAAUCCUAACAAAUUAUUUGUGCUUUCUCUACAGUAAAAAACAGAUUUUACCAAGUAAUCAGCAUUACUGCAGUGUUCAUCCAAAUCCUAACAAAUUAUUUGUGCUUUCUCUACAGUAAAAAAAUGGAUUUUACCAAGUAAUCAGCAUUUUCACUGCAGUAUUUAUCCAAAUCCUAACAAAUUAUUUGUGCUUUCUCUACAGUAAAAAAUUGGAUUUUACCAAGUAAUCAGCAUUUUCACUGCAGUAUUUAUCCAAAUCCUAACAAAUUAUUAGUGCUAUCUCUACAGUAAAAAAAAAAAGGUCUUGCCAAGUGCUACCACAAAUACCUGUUACAUACUUACAUAUCCACCUAUAAAUAAUUAUAUUGAUGACAUAGAUGAUUAUCACACUGCACAUAACACCAGUCAUGAUUAUUUUUAAUCUUGAACCCGUUAGAUUGUUAUCCGACACUUCACCUACCAAUAAUGGCAAUGUUAUACAAAAACCUAUCUUUGGGGAAAAGUUUGUAUUUUGAAAAUAUUAUUAAAAAUGAAAUAGAACUUUUCUACUGAUUUACUGUAUCAUUAUGUACCUGGUACCUGGAAAUAUUAUUCGUCAUUUAAUCAGUGAUAAAAUCAUGAUUUAUUCCUAUGAUAUGUUUUGAAUUACUUGUAUUAAAAAUCAAUUUUCUAUAAUAGCUCACCUGUCUUAAAAGGGCAAGUAAGAUUAUGCCUUCGCACUAGCCCUGAAUGACUGAGUAGAAAACCCCACGAGAUUUGUUAUACAGAUGUAUGAAGGGAUUACCUUUGGUUUAAAGAAUCCUUGAAAAAGGUAUGGCCAUACUGUGGAAUGAAAACUCAUUUCGUAUGCCUGUAUAAUAUUUGACCUGUUUUUAAUUUGAAAUAUCAGGUGAGCUUUUAAGGCCCUUGGGCCACUUAUUUACCUAUCGUGCACCAGAUCUGAUAAAAUUUACAUGUUCAAGCUGCUGGUUUUAUCAUGGAAAUGUUUUUGAUUUCGUUGUGUUUUACUGACUGUUUUUACAACUUUUAUUUAAUCUACAAUUAAGAUAUAUUCCAUAUGAAAAAUUUAAAGAUAGUAUACAUAUUGACCAAUUCAUUAUUGUGUUUUGUAUACAGGUACCUGUUGUAAGGUCACCUUUGAUGUUGCUGAAUUAUUAUUAUAUUAUGGGUGGGGGGUUUAAAACCAGAUCUGCAUACCAUUCCUGAUAUUAAAUAACUAUGUAUUUGAUGCGUGUGGUGGGGUCUCUGAGAAAGUGCCUCCCACUCCUUCUCUGCAGUUAUUUAUGGAACAGCCAUUAGUGGAAGUUGUUUAGUUUGUUUUAAAAGAUGGUUAAUAGAAUCUUCCCCUACCUUGAGGGUGUGGCAGAGAAAUCUCCAAAACGAGGGGUGAUGUAUUUUGGUUGUCUUAACCCGAGGGUCUGCCGAGGGUUAGACAACCAAAAUAAUUGCCCAGAGGGUUGGAGAUGUCUCUGUUACACCCUAUCUCCUCCUAGGGGGUGACAAGCUGAUCUUUCCUGGCAAAAACGGGAGACACCCCUGUGAAGGGUGGGAGAAAAUACAACAUGUUAAUGUUUCUGUGGAAGUUGUUAAAGUUUUGCAUAAUCAAUCGUAUAAGGGUAAAAAUCUCAUUUCAAUCAGAAAAUGUCCGACAUAACAGGUACUGGUAUUAAUUAAAAUGAUUAUUCAGUUCACAUAAAAACGAUGUUUACACUUACCUGGUAAAAUAUCAAUUGUGACUAUAAUAACCUGGUAAAAUAUCAAUUGUGACUAUAAUAACCUGGUAAAAUAUCAAUGGUGACUAUAAUAACCUGGUAAAAUAUCAAUUGUGACUAUAAUUACCCAGAAGACUCCUUCUCCAUGUGUAUGUACUUGCAAAUCCUGUUUUAUGACCAAGAAUGUAUGUGUAAAAUUCAGGCAUAAUAAAAUAUUAUUUUCUUC